GGCCAGUGCAGUUGCAUGCACGGUUCAUUCGUCAUUCAUUCAUUCAUUCAUUCAUUCGUUCAACCUAGCUAGCCAUCAUACGCAUGCGCUUAUAAUAUGAGUCGCCUCAACGACGUACUUGCCUUGCCAGUUUACAGCGUACGUACGUCGUACGUACGUUUGGUUUAUCCACACGUAACAUCCUUUUUAGUCCGCAGCCGAAUCAAAGCUGACGAAGACGUUCUGGACCUAUCAAGAAUCCAGUUAAUCCUAUCACAAUGAUUAUCUACAAGGACUUUCUUACCGGUGAUGAGCUUUUCACCGACAUCUACCCCAUGAAGCUUGUUGGUCCAAAUCAAAACUUUAUUCAACUUAAAGGAAAGAGAGUGACCGAAAAUUCUUCAGCUGGGGAUAUAAACAUAGGAGGCAAUCCGUCUGCUGAGGAAGCAGCUGAAACCACCGAAGAGACUAGUGUAAGUGGCGUAGACAUCGUCCUUGCAAAUCGUCUUACAGAAGUCACGGAGUACACUAAAGAAGCAUACCAGCAGGACAAGAUCAAGCCUUAUAUCAAGAAAUUGAUGAAAGCAAAGGAUGAUCAAAUUAAGGAACUAGAAGCAGAAGGCAAGAAAAAUGAAAAACUAGUGGAGGAGUUGAAGUUACAGUACACAGCCUUCAAGAACACUUUUAAGGAGGACCUGAAGAGCGUCAUACUGACCGGUUUCAAGAAGAAGGAAUUCCAAUUCUUUCUAGGUGAGAGUUUAAGUGACGAAGCCAUGCUUAUUCUCAUGACAUACCCCGAGGACGAUCCCGAAGGCAGACCUUUAAUGUACUUUGUCAAAUAUGGACUGAAGGAAGUCAAAGUGUAAUAACAGCUCAUCCCUAGAAUGUUAUCCUGUAGAUAUAUCCACUCACCAAGUUAAUCACUUUCUUUCGCUGUCACUGCAAGGGAAAGAAGCCGGACAUCCAAAUGCCAUCCUCAACAUGUAUCUCAAAGAAAAAUCUGGUAUCAGAGACAUUGCACUAAAGAGACAAUCCUCCAAAAGAAUUAAGGGAAAUUUUUUGAGAUGAACUAACUUGAGCUUGGGGAGGAGAGGGGGAGAAGCUAUUACAAACUUAGAUGUGGCAAUUUGACUCAUAACCUGAGUCGACUGCCACAUUUUUAGAGUUUAUUGUCAAUAUACACUUUACGUGUGAAAAUAGUCAACCGUGGCAGUUGAUCGUCUGUUGCAUUAGUUGACGGAAGCAGGUAAAGGGUUCAUGUUGAAUCCAUCACGUGUUUGCAUAAAUCUUUUGCAGGCUAUUUCGCAUAACAUUUAGAGGUUGUUUGGUAUUAAAGCAAUAGACGAGUUCAAAGACUAGGUACUGCAUUCAUCCUGAUGAAGAUGCAACAUUACUCCAGCUGCCGUGAAUGCUGCCCUCUUAUGUCAACUACCUGUCAGAUAUAUAAUGGAAAUUGCUAUGGCUCAAAACAUGUCUUCUGCAUUUUGUAUAAUGAUUUCAAAUUGACCGAUCUCACAACAACUGAAAUCACUUCCAAGUGUAUGUUUUUCUUCUUAUAGAAGCAACAAGGCACAAAAUUAAAAGCAUUUUUUUUUAAAUGAAAAUAACAUUUAUGAUAA
Molecule: messenger RNA, 1598 nt
Organism: Strongylocentrotus purpuratus (purple sea urchin)
Lineage: Eukaryota; Metazoa; Echinodermata; Echinoidea; Camarodonta; Strongylocentrotidae
Product: translationally-controlled tumor protein homolog
Exons: 5
Coding region: 258-845 (195 amino acids)
Cellular component (GO): cytoplasm
Molecular function (GO): calcium ion binding
Source: RefSeq, a predicted model, not a curated record